Messenger RNA from Drosophila kikkawai, 764 nucleotides. RefSeq lists its product as uncharacterized. The record is from RefSeq and is a predicted model, not a curated record. Lineage: Eukaryota; Metazoa; Arthropoda; Insecta; Diptera; Drosophilidae.
CAUCGAGCAUCGAAUAUAAGUUACUAUUGGAUAUGUACAGAACACUUAACCUUAGCCCUUGGCUUUGUCUUUGUGCCAUCAUAAUAAACUGGAAGUUGGGUGGUUCUUCUCUGUAUUAUACCACCAACUCCGAGUUCGGGAUCUUCAUGGCCAUCUCGGUGCCCAUUGGCCUGACGCAUCGGAAUGUGUUCCUUUCGUACAAUUACGAGUUUAAUUACUAUCAACCGGAGCAUGUGUACAAAUAUCCGCCAAUCUUGAUGGGCCAGGACUUUCAGGAUGGCUAUCUCACAUAUCCCACCACGGGACGUGAUUCCCAGGGCAGGCAUUGCCAGAAUUGCACAGAUUGGAAAUUGGAGGGGAAUAUUACAACCUCAGCGAAUGCCUCUGAAGCGGCAGCAUCGCGUGAAAAGCGUGGCUUGACCCUGAUGAGUCGCUCAGUUUUUUAUGCCAUGCUGCGGGACAAGUUAAGGAGAUCUGGUUUUUCCGCCGAAGCCUGUUUGCUGCGCCUGAUAUGCGACACAAAUGCCUCCCAGCUGGGUGAUGUUAAUGGUUUUUUGGGCAGCCUAGUUCACAUUAUAUUCAGCCCCAGCAGCUCUAAGGAUGAGCACCUGCCGCAUGAGUAUUACCAGGCUGAAUUUGAGGGAAGAGAGCACAGGGACUGCUCGGCCUAUACCAAAGACUGUGAAGAAAACGUCUUGGAUCUGAUUUCUGUGCCACUGGAACAGGCGCUCAGUGAUAUAGCAAGUCGCCGGCGAAGAAAAUAA